Molecule: messenger RNA, 2752 nt
Organism: Parasteatoda tepidariorum (common house spider)
Lineage: Eukaryota; Metazoa; Arthropoda; Arachnida; Araneae; Theridiidae
Source: RefSeq, a predicted model, not a curated record
AACUGCUUAGAUGUUGGGUUAUUGUUAAACCCACCUUUGCUACGAAUUGCCGAGAAAAACAUCUCAAGAUGAUCUUGUGAUAAUUUGUAGCUUAGCAGGAACUGCAUUUGGGGAGUUAGGUACUUUUGUGACAUCUUUAUAGAUGGAUAACAAAGAAUGGAUACAAAUAACGAAACCCAGAAAGCCUGUCUUCCUACUACUUUGAAAAAUGGGCAUCCCAUUUGCAACUGUUUUUAACUCUUCAAUAUAAAUUUCUGCCUCUAAAAACUUGGAAAAUUCAUUUUCUUUUCGUAAAGGAGACUUAAAUCCCUUGGCUAGAAGGUUUCUACUGUUCAGAACAUCCGAAAGAUUAUUGAAGAAUCUGAUGAACUGAACAGUAGCUUCAGAAUCAGCAAAUUCUGGCAUUUCUACAUUUUUAUCAAGAAAUUCAAUAGCAUCUGCAACACUAUUGCUUAACGUUUGUGCCGCAAGGCUAACUUUCAUUUUUUCUCGAUAAAAUUCAACAUGCCUUCUCUUUAGUUUUGUUGCAGCUUGUAAUCCCUCUUCAUUUUGGAGCUGCUCCAAUCUAACUAUAUACUUCCAACAUAUAAGGCCAGAGGGAUGCCAAAUUGAUCCGUUGGAACCAAGUGUAUUCCUAAUCAGUUUUAGCAUGUGGCUAGGAUCUGGGUAUAUGUAUACAUUUUCUUUGGUUUUAGGAUGAGUGAUGAGGAAAAUAGGUCUUCAAAUUGUGCAUCUCAACAUCUGCACCUAAAUAUUUAGCGGUCGCAAAAUUAACUGCAGUACCAUCAAAUGUAACAUUCGUCACUCUAUCACCAGUUGUGUGUACCAGUUCCAAGCCACGGCUAACUAAAUUUGCCCUCUCUUUUGCAGGCAGACCAUCAAUUAGGAAAUACCCAAAAGGCAGUUUCCAUUUAUGCAAUUUAGCACGAAGACUAGAGCUUCUUUUGCUUCUGGAAGUUGAUCGUUGUCAACUCCAGUACCCAAAUCAAUAAAUCUCUAAUAAGACUUGCCGUCCCAUCCUACAUGACGGCGUAUAGCCAUUUCAUCUAGGCUGAAAGAACAGAUGACUUCCUUAUUACUAAUCUUAGCUUCAAUAACUUUUGUUUACUAGUUUCUCAAUGUAGAGUCGACUGGAAAACGGCUCCUAUUGUUGUAAGGUUUUUGGCGAUGAAAGUUUGGCGUCAAAUUUUGGAGUUGGAAUCUUGGCAAGCCAUGCAAGUUGAAGUUUAAGUUUUUGAUUUGUGGAUUAAAGGAAAUAAGCUUGUAACCUUUAAGCUAUUUUUAAACAAAUACUCUCGAACCCUUUCAAUUAUUUUUUAAUAAAGUUAAGCGACUUGCAGUGAAGUGAAUGCAAUGAAUUAGUUUGAUUCGUUCUGUGUAACUUGUUGCACGUUUCAAACUUAUUGAAAUUAUUUAAUUUAAUUAUUUAUAAAAUUGUUAGUUAUUUAAUUUUUUUAAGUUGUGAAUAUGGAUCAAAUACCAUGUUGUUUCUGCGAAACAAGUUUUUCUCAAAAAAAGAAUUUCUACAGACAUUUGCGAAAUUCACAUCAAGAUGUGGAACUUUCGGAUUUGAAAAAAUUUGUGCACUUUUGUGCACACUGCAAACUCUAUUUUAAAUUUGAUACUGAGUUAUCAAAUCACAGGGAAGAACUGCACAGUAGUGAUAAAAAGGCAUUCAAAUCCUCAUUAAAAUGUGGUUUGUGUGAUGAAGGUUUCCGAUUCAUCAAGUGUCUUAUUGAACACAUAGAAGUUCGCCAUCAGGAUUUUAGAUUAGAGAAGCAAACUCUUGUCUUCAGCAAAGAAGAAGAUUUUUUUAAAUGGAAGAAUGAAAUAGAAAGCAGCACCCUUAGUAGCUACAUCAAGAAAUGUGGUGACAGAACUCUUACUGAUGAAUCCAUAACAAAUUCAUAUUACUGUCAUCGAAGCGGGGCAUAUGAUGAGAAAAAAGAGAGAAGUCGACGAGUCAAAUCUUUAGGCUCUAAUAAAAUAGGCGUUACUUGCCCAGCCCAUAUGACUGUAAAGAAACAGAAAACUGAUACUGGAACAAUAAUAACAGUUUUCUAUCAAGCCUCUCAUAUUGGACACAGUUGUGAAGUGGGUCGUGUGCCAAUUUCAAAAGAACAGAAAGUGCUCUUGGCUUCUCAAAUGAGCAGUGGCGUGCCAAAAUCAAGGCUAUUGUAUGAUAUUCGUCAGGCUUUUUCUCCAACCAAGCGCCUUAGCCUCACCAACAACAAAGACUUGCACAAUAUUUGUCGAGACUUUAGAGUGGAUGAGGAUGUAAUUUUAGACGUAAAUGAAAAUGUAUCUGUACAGAUGCAUGUGCAUAAAUUGAGGGAAGAAGGACAAGUGCUUAUUUACAAGCCAAAAGAAGAAGAGCUUUCCAGUUAUCCUUGUUUGAAAAAAGACGAUUUCUACCUUGGGAUGAUGAACUCUGCUCAGUUGAAAAUAUUACAAAUGUAUGGUAACGACAUCAUCAUGAUUGAUUCGACUCAUGGAACUAAUCAGCAAGGAUACUUAUUAACAACUAUUAUGGUUAAUGAUUCUAAUCAUGAAGGAUUUCCUGUUGCAACUCUUUACUCCUCAAGAGUAUCUGCGGAUGUUUUAGAACCAUUUUUUAAAGAAAUAAAGAUGAAGUAUGAAGAUUUCAAGCCUCGUGUUUUCAUGUCAGAUGAUGAUCCAGCAUUGUAUAAUUCUUUCAAGUGGAAAAUCAACUUCUUUGUACCUGGCAUGUUAAGCGUGCAUGGAAGUUGAA